Lipotes vexillifer (Yangtze River dolphin) is the source of this 2165-nucleotide messenger RNA. Its product is annotated as zinc finger protein 132. The transcript is spliced from 2 exons. Bases 121 to 2085 code for a protein of 654 amino acids. Gene Ontology annotation, cellular component: nucleus. Lineage: Eukaryota; Metazoa; Chordata; Mammalia; Artiodactyla; Lipotidae. Gene Ontology annotation, molecular function: RNA polymerase II transcription regulatory region sequence-specific DNA binding; DNA-binding transcription factor activity, RNA polymerase II-specific. The record is from RefSeq and is a predicted model, not a curated record. Gene Ontology annotation, biological process: regulation of transcription by RNA polymerase II.
CCUGGCUUAGCUGUCUCAUCAUUGCAGAGUCUGGUGACCUUUGAGGAUGUGGCCGUGCACUUUUCCAAGGAGGAGUGGGGGCUCCUUGAUGCAGCCCAAAGGCAGCUGUACCACAGUGUGAUGCUGGAGAACUUGGAGCUCAUGACCUCACUUGGUUGUUGGCAUGGAGUGGAAGAUGAGGAGGUAUGUUCCGAGCAGGAUGCUUCUGUAGAUGUGGUGUCACAGGUCAGGAUUUUCAGUGCACAUCCUUCCACCCAGAAGGCUGACAGUUGUGACAUGUGUGACCCAUUCUUGAAAGACAUUUUGCACCUGGAUGUACAUCAAGGAACACACGCUGAGGAGACUCCCUGCACAUGUGUAGCAUGUGGCAGAGAGUUUUGGUUUGGUGCAAACCUUCACCAGCAUCAGAAGGAGUGCAGUGGAGAAAAGCCCUUCAAAUGGGACAAGGACAGGGACUUGUUUGUGCAGAGCUCAAUAGUCUGUCUAUCAGAGAAGCCCUUUACAUGUGGGUUAGGUGGUAAGGAUGUCUCGGACAGCCAUGACCUCCUCCAGCACCCAAACACAGAUGGCAGUGGGAAGCCACACAGCAGCACAAAGUGCAGGGAGGCCUUACCAUACCCUUCCAGUCUUGGGCAGCUCCCAGAAGUCCAUACCUCACAGAAACCCUUCAAGUGCAGUGACUGUGGAAAAGCCUUCCAGAAGAGUUCUGUCCUCCUCAACCACCUGAGAACUCACUCUGAAGAGAUACCAUUUAGAUGCCUAAGAGUUGAAAAUUCCUUAGAGGAGAAAUUAGUUCUUGUUAAUGACCAAAAGUUUCACACUGGAGAAACAUCUCACGUAUGUAAGGAGUGUGGCAAGGCCUUUAGUCAUCCGUCUAAGCUGAGGAAGCACCAGAAAUUUCAUACUGGAGUAAAAUACUAUGAGUGCAGUGACUGUGGGAAAACUUUCAGCCACAAACUCACACUUGUUCAUCACCAGAGAAUCCACACAGGAGAAAGGCCUUAUGAAUGCAGUGAAUGUGGGAAAGCCUUCAAUAACAGGUCACACCUCACUCGGCAUGAGAAAGUUCACACUGGAGAAAGACCUUUUGAGUGCAGCAAAUGUGGAAGAGCCUUCAGCCAAAGCUCCAAUUUCCUUAGGCACCAGAAAGUCCACACCCAAGUAAGACCUUAUGAGUGUAAUCAGUGUAGCAAAGCCUUCAGCCGCAGCUCUGCUCUCAUUCAGCACUGGAGGGUUCACACUGGAGAAAGGCCUUAUGAGUGCAGUGAGUGUGGGAGAGCUUUUAAUAAUAACUCCAACCUUGCUCAGCAUCAGAAGGUCCACACUGGAGAACGGCCUUUUGAAUGCACUGAAUGUGGAAGAGACUUCAACCAAAGCUCUCACCUCCUUCGACAUCAGAAAGUCCACACCGGAGAACGGCCUUUUGGAUGCAGUGAAUGUGGGAAAGCCUUCAGCAAUAGCUCCACCCUCAUUCAGCACCAGAAAGUACAUACUGGUCAAAGGCCUUAUGAGUGCAGUGAAUGUAGAAAAGCCUUCAGUCGCAACUCCAGCCUGAUUCAGCACUGGAGAAUUCACACUGGAGAAAGGCCUUACGAGUGCAACGAAUGUGGGAAAGCCUUUGCUCACAGUUCCAGUCUCAUUGAGCACUGGAGAGUUCACACAAGAGAAAGGCCUUAUGAGUGUAGUGAAUGUGGGAAAUUCUUUAGCCAAAACUCCAUUCUUAUUAAACAUCAGAAAGUUCACACUGGAGAAAGGCCUUAUGAGUGCACUGAAUGUGGGAAGUUCUUUAGCCGCAAGUCCAGCCUCAUUUAUCACUGGAGAGUUCACACCGGGGAAAGGCCUUAUGAGUGCAGUGAAUGUGGGAGAGCCUUCAGCAAUAACUCUCACCUGGUUCGUCACCAGAGGGUUCACACACAAGAAAGGCCCUAUGAAUGCAGCCAAUGUGGGAAAGCCUUUAGUGAAAGAUCCACGCUUGUUCGACACCAGAUAGUUCACACCAGAGAAAGGACUUAUGAGUGUGGCCACUGUGGGAAAAUCUUCGGCCGCCUCUGUAACCUUGCUCAGCAUAAGAGGAUUCAUACCUGAGUGGAGCCUUGUAGAAAUGAUCUUCAUGAGAAAGUCUUCAGCCACAUCCAACUUCAUGCAGCAGAAUACCCACAAAGAAA